Lodderomyces theae is the source of this 1065-nucleotide messenger RNA. RefSeq lists its product as uncharacterized. Gene Ontology annotation, biological process: fatty acid catabolic process; acyl-CoA metabolic process. The record is from RefSeq and is a predicted model, not a curated record. Lineage: Eukaryota; Fungi; Ascomycota; Pichiomycetes; Serinales; Debaryomycetaceae. The transcript has a single exon. Gene Ontology annotation, cellular component: peroxisomal matrix. Bases 1 to 1065 code for a protein of 354 amino acids. Gene Ontology annotation, molecular function: fatty acyl-CoA hydrolase activity.
AUGACCACGCCCUUAGACAAGUUAAAGAACGAUGUAUACAACAACGACCAAGUAGGGAAGAUUGAGGCAAAGACCUCAGUAAGAUUCAUUUCAGAAGAAGGCAACAGAAUGAUAUACGAAGGCAACUAUCCAGUAGAACCUUUUAAAGAAGGGGCAAGGGGUACAUAUGGUGGAGAUUUCAUUGCUCAAGGUAUCAACGUUGCUUGGGAAUCCAUUGGUAGGCCUGAUUUUCAACCUCAUUCGGUACACUCGUAUUUCGUGAAAGCUGGUUCGCAUGACAGUGUUCUCCGAUGGGAAGUGAUUAAAGUGUCAGAUUCGAGGAAUUUUUCAAACAGAAUUGCCCUUGCGUAUCAGGGGCAUACAAACCAGUUGUGCUUCACUUUGCAGUGCUCAUUCACUAAGGAUAACAAUCUUGAUAAGAGGGAUGCGGAUCAUCAGAAACUAAUUGCUUCGGGUGCCGAUAUUAAAACGGUGCCAUUCCAAUUCAAGAGGAAUCCCAACCCCAAAUUCUUUAAAUACAAAGACAGCAUCGAUGAUCUUCUUUAUUUCGAGCAUACAAAUGGAAACAUUGCCCAUGCUGUCCCCAGAGAAAUUUUCAGCACAACAAAGAAUUUCGAUAUGAACAAGAUUGGCGAUGAGGAGCUUGGGUUUUAUGUCAAGUUCUUGGAUGAUUACAACUUGGGCAAGGAUUAUAUCAGACAAUCGUUUUUGGGGUUGGCGUUCGCGUCAGACUCAUUAUGGUUGGCCACUCUUGUUAAGGCGUUGGGACUACCCGUAACCCAAAAAGAUGCUGAUUUUUUCAGAGUAAGUUUGGACCACACCUUGUAUUUCCAUGACUUGAACUUUGAUUCAAGUACUUGGAUAUAUGUUGAUUACCGGUUCUUAUCCAUGGGAAAUAAUAGAAUUUUGGCUGUGAUAAAUUUUUACACGUUGGAUGGUAAGGCCAUUUGUACUGCUGUUCAAGAAGCUUAUGGAUUUUUGCCGACGGAGUUGGUAGAAAAGUCUAAGAAACUUCACGACAAAUAUCACGGGGAAAAGAGUAGACAACUUGCGGCAAAGUUGUAA